Venturia canescens is the source of this 3508-nucleotide messenger RNA. RefSeq lists its product as uncharacterized. NCBI's taxonomy places the organism in Eukaryota, Metazoa, Arthropoda, Insecta, Hymenoptera, Ichneumonidae. The coding region runs from base 94 to 2427 and encodes 777 amino acids. The transcript is spliced from 10 exons. The record is from RefSeq and is a predicted model, not a curated record.
GGCACGUACAUCCGCAAAACGAUCGUAACCAAAGACUCGAGCCAUCAGGAGCCGGAGGACGAGGGGGACGAAAACUGGGGCGAAUCCCUCAAAAUGGACGAGUCAUCGGUUGUCAGUGAGAAAUUGGAUUCCGAUUGGAAGUUGAUCGCGCCGGACGAAACGGCCGAAAUCACUUUCGUCAAUGGGAACUCUUACAAGGGACGAAUAAGCAGGAAAAAAAUGGAAGGCCACGGCGUCUAUCGGUGGCGUAACGGAGCUCAAUACACAGCGAGUAUAAUUGUAGAAAAAAAAGGAAAAAAAAAUAUUCACUCGAGUCGCGAAACGAUGAUGCGAUUUUCCAGAAUUAUUACCGAGUUUUUUAGCAUUUUCGAAACACUCGUACAGGGGCACUUCGAAGACAAUAAAAUCCAUGGCAAGGGCCGCAUCGAGUGGCCGAAUGGAGCUUGGUACGAGGGAGACUUCGAGAACGGUUAUCGGCACGGAAAAGGCAUGAUGCUUGACAAAGAUCGUGGCUUCUUGUACCUCGGUCACUGGGAACAUGAUCGAAAACAUGGAACAGGAUACUUCACUUACAUCGACGUUGGUUCGUACGACGGUGACUGGAUAAUGGACAAACCCGAGGGUUCCGGAAUUCGUAAUUAUCCGAACGGCUCGCGUUACGUGGGCAAAUGGAAAGGAGCGUUUCGACACGGAACGGGCACGAUGACCUGGCCCAACGGUGACGUUUAUCGAGGAGAAUGGAAAAACGGAGCAAUGCAUGGGUAUGGAGAGUACACGUGGAACGGUUUUUUGAACAAGACAUUGAGCUGGCCGCAGGAAGCGUGUUACAUGGGCGAAUGGCAGGAGGGAACUCGUACCGGUAGAGGCCAAAUAACUCUGAACUCGGUCGGGGGUGCAAGGUAUUCGGGGGAAUGGAGGGAGAAUAAAAAGCAUGGAACCGGUACAAUAAUCGGCAAUAACGGCGAGAUCACUGAGGUGCUUUUCGAAAACGAUAUUUUGCAAGCUCUCGGCAAGCCCGAGAGUCGAGCAGGGAAGAGCGAAGCAGAAUCGAAGAACGUCGACAAAAGUGGCCGGGGAACUGGGCCCGGGAUGAAAUCGACCGAGAAGACUGACAAGUUGUUGGAAGCUUGUACGACGACGGUUGCACAGCCGGAGCAGCACGUUUCUCUCGAUCAUUACCUCGAUCGCUUGCGACCGAAGAAAAGCAGUCCAAGUUCAGUCUCCCUCGUUUCUUUGACCUCGGAGAGGUCCGAGACCAAAGGCAGAUGUGGAGUCUGCGAGAACGAGUCGUGUCGUUGUCUCAGCGAAAGUGGAGUAAAAUCGAACGUUCGGGAAGAAGCGGAGCCGUCGACCGUCCCCCCAAAAGUGUUGAACUCGAGUUUGACUCCAACGUCGAAAAAUCCGACCACGGUUGCUCGAUCGAGGCGUCAAAAUGUUCCAGUGAAGACGUCAGACUCCGAAAUCUCCGAAAUGGAAAUGAAUCUGGAAAAAGAAAAAUACUGGACGUACAAUUGCAUCACUACGCACAUGCCUCGAAUACGAAAAAUUUAUGACGAUUAUGCGAAAAUUUUUGCAAACGUAACGCCCAAGUGUCGACUCUCUAUGAGCAGACUCGCACUGUGGCAGCUGUGGCGAGACUGUGGAGUACAUAAAAAAUUUCUCAGUCUCGUACAAAUCGACAAUCAUCUCGCUGCCAACGAAUCGACGCUGAUGGGAAAUUCUUCGUGUCCUUUCGAAAGGAUUGAGAUCUGGCAGUUGAUUCACGCGUUUCUCGAAGUCUCGUGGCACUUUUACACGAAAAACGGAGAGCACGAUGCCACCACCGGAUAUCCUGGAAAGCUGGCAAACGGUUUAAACACCUUUUUGAUUAACGACAUUUACAAAAAUGUUGGCAAAUGCACCGGCGGCGAGAAUCUGAAAGUUUCGUCAGAAUCUUUACCCGCUGAAACGAGCAUGCCAGAAUUCCUAAUGGGAGGUAGAAAUUCUGUGACGGUGGGAGAAAAGCUCAGUUUUUUUAUAAACGACGAAACGUCAUUGCUCCAGCCAAAACCUCGUUUGAUUUCAAUCGAAGGCAACGAUCGUUCGGAUAAUUCUUUGCACGCUUUUCGAGAACUAGGAAGUAAAGCAUUCAUUGACAUAAUGAGCAGCGUUUGUCCGAUGAUUAGAGACUCUGAAACCGGAGCAAUAAUCAACAUACAGUACGAGCUGAGCUUCCUCGAAUUUUUGGAAAUAUUCAUCGAGGCUGGAAAACGAUUGGUGUUGCAAAGAAAAAUGAGAAAGGAAUCGAGCUCUGAGCAUCACGAGAUCGAGGAAAAAGACUCUAGCCAAAACGUCGCUAAAGAUGAAGAAUUAAAACGCUCGAACAUUCGUAUUUCCAGUGUAAAUAAAGCAGUAAAAACGAAAAAGAGACUGAGCAGUAGACGAUAAUGGAGUUGCGAUGAAAAUGUUAUUUAUUGUUAAUCGCCAAUCACAGUGAUGCCAGAUAUUGACGUAGGUCGCCCACUUUUCUUUACUUUAUCCAAAUAUCCUACAUUAUUUAUUGUUUUACAUGUUACAAUCACUACGCCGCCACUCUAAGGAUUAAAUACUAGAAUAUAUAAUAUGUAUAAUCGUAACGUAUAAAUUCCAUAGAAUAUAUAGACGCUAUAAAGAUUUAAUCGAAGAGCAAUCACCAUUGAUUAUUCGAUCAAUGAUCUGGCCGAUUAAAUGAAAAAACAAAAUGUAGUUAACGGACUAGAAUACAUCAAUACAUCGCGUUUAUUCCCCAUUAAAUGCGUUUAUCGAGACUCAUAAUAUUGUUGUUGUUGAUGUUGCAACGUGUUCAAUGCCAGAAGAACGAUGAUUCAUCAUUUUUUUUCUAAAAUCCAAAGACGGGAGUAAAUCCAACUUGUUCGUGAAUGAAAAUUUUGUGGAGAUUAGUCAUUUUAAGAAAUGUUUUUUUUUUUUUCUUUCAAAUUUAGUCGAAUCCAAAAAAGGGUUUCGAGAGGAAUAUUUGCUUGAUUUUUCUGUACAAAAAUCGUUUUUCAGAUAAACAGAGACACACUUGCAACACCAACGACGAUUUGUGAUUGCUAUUUUUGUACUCACUCAACUCCGUACAUAAAUAUUUGAAAUUCAAUCUCUCUCCCUCUCUUAUUCAGCAAACUGAAGAAGUUUGAAUGAAACUGAAAAAUCGAGCAGUGAACUUAGUAGAUCGAUUAUCUAUUCGCAGGACAUGAAAAAAGUCGUCCUGAUCAAAGUUCAUUUUCAAGUGUUCGUUAGCUGUUAAUAAAACGACGAAAGGGAAGUUCGGGCACUAGAAUUUCAGUUAUUCUGGGCACGAUACGUACUUAGACAACAAAAAAGGUUUACAUAUGUACACGGAUGGCUGUAAUGAGAAACUAACGCCAUAAUAAAGCCCAACGAAUCGUUUCUUUGUACAUUUUUAUACACGAAAUCAAGAAACUAACAAUUUAUGUAACAAAAGCAUUAAACCACGUUGAAAACUAAUCGAUACAGACGUAAAAAC